CCAAUUGAAUUCUACGAUGGUGCCGAGUCUUUGUCGUCCGGCUACCUCCCAGCGUUGCACUGGUUCGGUGAAAGGUCAGUUCUGACGAGAUCUUCGAAGUCGAACUCUACCAUCAUAACUCCAUUCGGGUCUUCACUGUUCUCUUUCCCGACAUCCUCGAACCCAUACUUAAUCACCAAACUAGCCUUCCUGGCGUUUCUUUCUCCCUCAAUCACUGUCGAAAUCCACUCGCGAACCUUUUUUUGGUCAAUUACUCGCGAACCCAACCACCAUCAAUUUGUUCUAAUUCCCGACUAUUUUCCGACCUCAAGCUUGCAUGCCGCACCGCUGCACUCUUCCAUUCUAUCCUACAGAAGCAAAUAUGUAAUCAGAACCCCGCAGCUGGACCAAAAGGAGACACAGAUAUUUGUUUCAUUUCGAGAAUGCAUGCUUUGGGAGGUGGAGGCCAUGGCGGGUUCUGGGGCUGGGACUCUCUUCCAAAGAAACACAAACAACAAAGAAAGCGGUUCGAUUCCAAAUCCUCCAAUUCUGUCGAGGGCCCCAAUGGCGGACCCGGUUUCCGGUUCCCAAUAAAGCAAGCUGUGACGGCGGGCUCACUCGCUCUGACCGGAGACACUAUUGCUCAGCUCAGAGAGCGCUGGAGAAAGUCCAAGUCUUUAGACCAACAGAGCAGCUCCGAACCCACCUCCCAGGAUGUCACACAAACUCUCCUCUCUGAUCAUGACUGGCUUCGUGCACUUCGGAUGACUUCUUAUGGGUUUCUCUUGUAUGGCCCUGGCUCUUAUGCUUGGUACCAGUAUCUUGAUCAUUCUUUGCCAGGGAAGACUGUAGUGAACGUAUUGCUGAAGGUUUUCCUAAACCAAGUUGUUCUUGGUCCAUCUGUGAUAGCUGUUGUUUUUGCAUGGAACAAUAUAUGGCAAGGGAAAGUCUCACAGCUUCCAGAAAAGUACCGGAGAGAUGCUCUUCCCACAUUGCUUUACGGACUUAGGUUUUGGAUCCCUGUCAGUUUAUUGAACUUCUGGGUGGUGCCUCUUCAAGCCCGUGUAGCUUUCAUGUGUGUUGGUUCAAUAUUCUGGAAUUUCUGCUUGUCUUCGACAAUGAGCAAGUAACAUCUGAGCAUUUGUCAGCAUUUAUAUAUCAGCAACCAAAACUUUGGCAAUGCGGUAUCAGCAAUUGUGCAGAAGUGGUAGACGACUCCAUGUGCAAAAGAAAUUAUAUGGAAGCAACUUCAUACAUCGGUGAGCUUUAACUGUAGAGAUGGUUGUAAAAUCAUAGACUUGGUGUUCGGAAAGAUUGGAAACUGAUACUUUUCUGAUUUACCUGGUAAUUACUUUUGGUCUUUCACAUUA
Molecule: messenger RNA, 1349 nt
Organism: Argentina anserina (silverweed cinquefoil)
Lineage: Eukaryota; Viridiplantae; Streptophyta; Magnoliopsida; Rosales; Rosaceae
Exons: 6
Coding region: 423-1109 (228 amino acids)
Cellular component (GO): membrane; cytoplasm
Source: RefSeq, a predicted model, not a curated record